Trichoderma aggressivum f. europaeum is the source of this 816-nucleotide messenger RNA. RefSeq lists its product as uncharacterized. The record is from RefSeq and is a predicted model, not a curated record. The transcript has a single exon. The coding region runs from base 1 to 816 and encodes 271 amino acids. Lineage: Eukaryota; Fungi; Ascomycota; Sordariomycetes; Hypocreales; Hypocreaceae.
AUGGCUUCACAGGACUGGACCAACAUGCCAUUGGAGCAAGACUGGACGACCAUGCCAGCAGAGGAAGACUCGGCAACCAUGUCAUGGGACAUGCUGAACCCAGAUGGCUCCCUUCCUGAGGUUGGGGUUCCUUACAACUUCAAUGAGCAGCCGGCAACAACCAAUGAGCAACCCCAGUGGGACUUGUUCCAAUAUGAUUUCCUUGGGCCGAUGGUAUUUGAUCAGCAGGAUCAAGGGGCUGGCAUCAACACGGCUCUCAUGCCACCUCUCGACACCAUCUUCACCUCUGCUCCCGACAUCACCUUUGUCCCUGCUCCCGGCACCACGUUCAUUCCUGCUCCCGACAAUACCUUCAUCCAUGCUCCCGACAAUACCUUCACCCAUGCUCCCGACUCUACUGUCAUUCCUACUCCCAGCGCUUCCAGCGCUUCCAACACUCCUCCUGACUCCUCCUCCUCCGCCACCACCCCCCCUAUCUCCAACACGAUCUCUGCCACCAACACCAGCACCAGCGCCAGCAACCCCGGAGCACACCACUGCCACGAAUGCGGAAAGCGCUUCCCCAAAAGGUCCGCGCUCAACACGCACCUCAGGUCCUCGAGAGCCCACCCACACGAGGACGUCAAGUGUCGCUGCGGCAAGUUCUUUGACAAGUACGGGCUCAAGCAGCACCUCAUACAGCGGGUGAACAAGUGCACGACGAGUCUGGCGGACUUCCGGUGUCACUGUGGCUUUGUGGUGGCUGCUGGUGAGGAGGAGGAGAUGCUGGAUCAUGCUUAUGCAUGUACAAGGAGAAGGAAUCGUCGGGCUGGUUAG